AUGAGCAUCGCUUUACUUGUUGCCCUGUUCUUGCUCAACUCAGAUCGCAUUCAGAAAGCCAUUGAGAUAUGCAGCGAAUGUUUGAUUUUGCUAACUUGCACCGAUCAAAACAGCAAAGACCAAUUUGAUUCGGCACUGCUACAAUUUUACAGCGACAUCUACACCAUUCUUUUCAGCGCGUAUCGUCAUAUGUCUGAUUACAUAAGUGCGGAAAGAUACGGGAGGAAACUGUUUUACUUAUACAGAGAGUAUGGAAUUAUGCUUUAUAAACUUGGCGAAAGCCUAAAAGCAAAGGAAUAUGUUGAGAAGGCCCUUGCCAUAACAACCAAAAUUGGCGACAGAAGCGGAGAAGCAUCAUGUUAUGGAAACCUAGGUACUGUGUUUAAGUCGCUUGGCCAAUACGACAAGGCUGAAGAGUAUCUCCAAAAAGCGCUUGUCAUCACAACUGAAAUUGGCGACAGAAAAGGGGAGGCAGCUAACUAUGGAAGCCUAGGUACUGUGUUUAUGUCCGUUGGCCAAUACGACAAGGCUGAAGAGUAUCUCCAAAAAGCGCUUGUCAUCAGAACUGAAAUUGGCGACAGAAAAGGGGAGGCAGCUAACUAUGGAAACCUCGGUACUGUGUUUAUGUCCGUUGGCCAAUACGACAAGGCUGAAGAGUAUCUCCAAAAAGCGCUUGUCAUCACAACUGAUAUUGGCGACAGAGAAGGGGAAGCAUCAUGUUAUGAAAACCUAGGUACUGUGUUUAUGUCCGUUGGCCAAUACGACAAGGCUGAAGAGUAUCUCCAAAAAGCGCUUGUCAUCACAACUGAUAUUGGCGACAGAAGCGGAGAAGCAUCAUGUUAUCGAAACCUAAGUACUGUGUUUCUGUCCGUUGGCCAAUACGACAAGGCUGAAGAGUAUCUCCAAAAGCGCUUGUCAUCAGAACUGAUAUUGGCGACAGAGAAGGGGAAGCAUCAUGUUAUGGAAACCUAGGUAGUGUGUUUCUGUCAGUUGGCCAAUACGACAAGGCUAAAGAGUAUCUCCAAAAGCGCUUGUCAUCAGAACUGAAAUUGGCGACAGAAAGGGGAGGCAGCUAACUAUGGAAACCUCGGUGCUGUGUUUAUGUCCGUUGGCCAAUACGACAAGGCUAAAGAGUAUCUCAAAAAGCGCUUGUCAUCAGAACUGAUAUGGGCGACAGAGAAGGAAGCAUCAUGUUAUGGAAACCUGGGUAGUGUGUUUCUGUUCGUUGGCCAAUACGACAAGGCUGAAGAGUAUCUCCAAAAGCGCUUGUCAUCAGAACUGAUAUUGGCGACAGAGAAGGGAAGCAUCAUGUUAUGAAAACCUAGGUAGUGUGUUUCUGUCCGUUGGCCAAUACGACAAGGCUGAAGAGUAUCUCCAAAAGCGCUUGUCAUCACAACUGAAAUUGGCGACAGAGAAGGGAGGCAUCAUGUUAUGGAAACCUAGGUACUGUGUUUAAAACUGUUGGCCAAUACGACAAAGGCUAAAGAGUAUCUCCAAAAAGCGCUUGUCAUCACAACUGAAAUUGGCCACAGAAAAGGGGAGGCAGCUAACUAUGGAAACCUCGGUACUGUGUUUAUGUCCGUUGGCCAAUACGACAAGGCUAAAGAGUAUCUCCAAAAGCGCUUGCCAUAACAACCAAAAUUGGCGACAGAAGCGGAGAAGCAUCAUGUUAUGGAAACCUAGGUACUGUGUUUAAGUCGCUUGGCCAAUACGACAAGGUUGAAGAGUAUCUCCAAAAAGCGCUUGUCAUCACAACUGAAAUUGGCGACAGAAAGGGGAGGCAGCUAACUAUGGAAACCUCGGUACUGUGUUUAAGUCAGCAGCCAAUACGACAAGGCUGAAGAGUAUCUCCAAAAAGCGCUUGUCAUCACAGCUGAAAUUGGCGACAGAAGAGGGGAGGCAGCUAGCUAUGCAAACCUAGGUAGUGUGUUUCUGUCAGUUGGCCAAUACGACAAGGCUAAAGAGUAUCUCCAAAAAGCGCUUGUCAUCAGAACUGAAAUUGGCGACAAAGAAGGGGAGGCGGCUCACUAUGGAAACCUAGGUAGUGUGUUUCUGUCCGUUGGCCAAUACGACAAGGCUAAAGAGUAUUUCCAAAAAGCGCUUGUCAUCACAGCUGAAAUUGGCGACAGAAAAGGGAGGCAGCUAACUAUGGAAACCUCGGUACUGUGUUUACGUCGUUUGGCCAAUACGACAAGGCUGAAGAGUAUCUCCAAAAAGCGCUUGUCAUCACAGCUGAAAUUGGCGACAGAAAAGGGAGGCAGCUAACUAUGGAAACCUCGGUACUGUGUUUACGUCCGUUGGCCAAUACGACAAGGCUAAAGAGUAUCUCCAAAAGCGCUUGUCAUCGCAACUGAAAUUGGCGACAGAGAAGGGGAGGCGAAUCACUAUGGAAACCUAGGUACUGUGUUUAUGUCCGUUGGCCAAUACGACAAGGCUAAAGAGUAUCUCCAAAAGCGCUUGUCAUCAGAACUGAUAUUGGCGACAGAGAAGGGGAAGCAUCAUGUUAUGGAAACCUAGGUACUGUGUUUAAGUCGCUUGGCCAAUACGACAAGGCUGAAGAGUAUCUCCAAAAAGCGCUUGUCAUCACAACUGAAAUUGGCGACAGAAAAGGGAGGCAGCUAACUAUGGAAGCCUAGGUACUGUGUUUAUGUCCGUUGGCCAAUACGACAAGGCUAAAGAGUAUCUCCAAAAGCGCUUGUCAUCAGAACUGAAAUUGGCCACAGAAAAGGGAGGCAGCUAACUAUGGAAACCUCGGUACUGUGUUUAUGUCCGUUGGCCAAUACGACAAGGCUAAAGAGUAUCUCCAAAAGCGCUUGCCAUAACAACCAAAAUUGGCGACAGAAGCGUAGAAGCAUCAUGUUAUGGAAACCUAGGUACUGUGUUUAAGUCGCUUGGCCAAUACGACAAGGCUGAAGAGUAUCUCCAAAAAGCGCUUGUCAUCACAACUGAAAUUGGCGACAGAAAAGGGGAGGCAGCUACUUAUGGAAACCUCGGUACUGUGUUUAAGUCGCUUGGCCAAUACGACAAGGCUGAAGAGUAUCUCCAAAAAGCGCUUGUCAUCACAGCUGAAAUUGGCGACAGAAGAGGGGAGGCAGCUAGCUAUGGAAACCUAAGUAGUGUGUUUCUGUCAGUUGGCCAAUACGACAAGGCUAAAGAGUAUCUCCAAAAAGCGCUUGUCAUCACAACUGAAAUUGGCGACAGAAAAGGGAGGCAGCUAACUAUGGAAACCUCGGUGCUGUGUUUAUGUCCGUUGGCCAAUACGACAAGGCUAAAGAGUAUCUCCAAAAAGCGCUUGUCAUCAGAACUGAUAUUGGCGACAGAGAAGGGGAAGCAUCAUGUUAUGGAAACCUAGGUAGUGUGUUUCUGUCCGUUGGCCAAUACGACAAGGCUGAAGAGAAUCUCCAAAAAGCGCUUGUCAUCAGAACUGAAAUUGGCGACAGAAAAGGGGAGGCAGCUAACUAUGGAAACCUCGGUACUGUGUUUAUGUCCGUUGGCCAAUACGACAAGGCUGAAGAGUAUCUCCAAAAGCGCUUGUCAUCAGAACUGAUAUUGGCGACAGAGAAGGGAAGCAUCAUGUUAUGAAAACCUAGGUAGUGUGUUUCUGUCCGUUGGCCAAUACGACAAGGCUGAAGAGUAUCUCCAAAAGCGCUUGUCAUCAGAACUGAUAUUGGCGACAGAAGCGGAGAAGCAUCAUGUUAUCGAAACCUAAGUACUGUGUUUCUGUCCGUUGGCCAAUACGACAAGGCUGAAGAGUAUCUCAAAAAGCGCUUGUCAUCACAACUGAAAUUGGCGACAGAGAAGGGAGGCAUCAUGUUAUGGAAACCUAGGUACUGUGUUUAAAACUGUUGGCCAAUACGACAAGGCUAAAGAGUAUCUCCAAAAGCGCUUGUCAUCACAACUGAAAUUGGCGACAGAAAAGGGAGGCGGAUCACUAUGGAAGCCUCGGUACUGUGUUUAAGUCGCUUGGCCAAUACGACAAGGCUGAAGAGUAUCUCCAAAAAGCGCUUGUCAUCACAACUGAAAUUGGCGACAGAAAGGGGAGGCAGCUAACUAUGGAAACCUCGGUACUGUGUUUAUGUCCGUUGGCCAAUACGACAAGGCUAAAGAGUAUCUCCAAAAAGCGCUUGUCAUCAGAACUGAAAUUGGCGACAGAGAAGGGAGGCAUCAUGUUAUGGAAACCUAGGUACCGCUGUGUUUAGAACGGUUGGUGAUUUUGAAGCUUCGGAAGUAUGCUGGGAGAAAGCCUUAUUGAUAUCCAGAGAUAUUGGAGAUGCAAGAGGAGAGUUCGAAAUCCUCGCAAAUUACGCCGUUUUGUAUUUAUACCAAUAUAAAAUCAAAGACUCCCUGUCGUGUCUUCAUCUCUGCAUUGAAAAGUAUGAGGAGCUGAGAUAUUUCUUGGGCGCCAAUGAUCAGUUCAAAACAUCAUUACUGGAGGACACAGGAAUAUUUCCUUACAAACUGCUUUGUACUUUGCUUUGUGCCACCGGAAAUGCUCGGGAUGCUAUUUAUGUUGAGGAGUUGGGUCGAGCUAGAGGCCUAUCAGACUUAAUGGCAGAGAAGUACUCUGUUGAAACGCACAUCUCUGCUAAUCCACAAUCUUGGUUUGGCAUUGAGAACAUUUUAAGAAAGCAAAAAAACUGUACUUGUCUGUACAUUUCUUAUUUUCAGAAUAGUCUGCAUUUGUGGAUCUUGAAAACAAGUGGAGUCCUUCACUAUAGAAGAGUAUCACCAGAAGAGAAUCUAGUUCAGGCUGGGUUACCCAAAGAUUUGCAUUUGAGUCAAUUUUUGGAUGAUAAUUUCCGGAGUCUUGGUAUUUUGCCCCCUAAAGAUUGUGAAGAUCGGUCUUUAAAUACGAUUAAAUUGCAACCUCUCUCCCCCGCGCAAAAGAGCUCAGCAAGAUUACGACUCGUGGAGGAGGACGAGGACGAGGACGAGAACGAGGACGAGGACGAGGACGAGAAAGUGAUUUCAAGUCUACAUUUAUGUUACAAAAUGUUCAUUGCCCCCGUUUAUGAUUUGCUUGAUGAGCCUGAAGUCAUUAUUGUUCCUGACCGCAGGUUAUACAAAGUUCCCUUUGCUGCCCUGAGUGAAAAGGAAGGAGCCGAAUACUUGUCAGAGACCCAUAAGAUCCGUAUCAUUCCUUCGUUGACAACACUCAAGAACAUUCAAGAUAGUCCAGAGGACUAUCACAGCAACACUGGUGCCUUGGUUAUAGGCAAUCCCAAGGUAAAUUGGCUGCAACCAUUGCCAGCUGCAAGAAAGGAAGCGGAGAUGGUCGGACGACUGGUGGGUGUUCCGCCUCUAGUUGAAGAGAAAGCAACGAAGCAGGCGGUACUUGAGCGGAUAAGUUCAGUGAGCUUGAUACAUUUUGCUGCCCAUGGUGACGCGGAAAGAGGAGAAAUUGCACUCUCCCCCAUUCCUACUCCCAACAGUCAAAACGCUAUCCCGAAGGAAGCUUACAUGUUGACGAUGGCUGAUGUCUCACGAGUGAAAGUCAGAGCUAAACUGGUGGUACUUAGCUGCUGUCACAGUGGAAGUGGAGAGAUAAGAGCCGAGGGAGUUAUAGGAAUUGCCCGUGCGUUCUUAGGAUCCGGUGCUCGCUCGGUGUUGGUUGCGCUGUGGGCCAUUCCAGACUCAGCAACAGAGCAGCUGAUGAGUCGGUUCUACGAACACCUCAUUGAAGGUGGAAGUGCCAGUGAAUCCCUUCAUCAUGCCAUGAAGUGGAUGAGAAAAAACGGCUUGAACAAAAUGUCUGAGUGGGCUUCGUUUACGCUGAUUGGAGAUGAUGUGAGACUCGACUUUGACACGCAGCGGCAAGACUCAGUGAGGACAGGUAUUUCUUAA
Molecule: messenger RNA, 5844 nt
Organism: Pocillopora meandrina
Lineage: Eukaryota; Metazoa; Cnidaria; Anthozoa; Scleractinia; Pocilloporidae
Source: the annotation of a GenBank genome assembly